GUUUGAUCCUGACCAGUUCAACAUCAUGAAUUGUUUUGACUGUUUCGAAUUUGAAGGCGAUUUCUGCUUUGCAUUUGAGCUGCUAGAUCGUAGCUUAGCAGACUUUAUGGAAGAGAGACACUGGGCGCCUCUGAAAGUGUCUGAGAUCCGAGCUAUCGCAAAACAAUUACUCGUUUCUCUCACCGCAUUAGAAGAAGUUAAAAUGACUCACACUGACAUUAAACUUGACAAUUUAAUGUUAGUUGAUCACACGUCUACGCCCUUCAAAGUGAAAUUAAUUGAUUUUGGGCUUACUC
Austrofundulus limnaeus is the source of this 296-nucleotide messenger RNA. Its product is annotated as homeodomain-interacting protein kinase 4. Gene Ontology annotation, molecular function: transcription coactivator activity; ATP binding; protein tyrosine kinase activity. Gene Ontology annotation, biological process: peptidyl-threonine phosphorylation; positive regulation of transcription by RNA polymerase II; peptidyl-serine phosphorylation. Gene Ontology annotation, cellular component: nucleus; PML body; cytoplasm. The record is from RefSeq and is a predicted model, not a curated record. Lineage: Eukaryota; Metazoa; Chordata; Actinopteri; Cyprinodontiformes; Rivulidae.